This is a messenger RNA of Phytomonas sp. EM1, 951 nucleotides long. NCBI's taxonomy places the organism in Eukaryota, Euglenozoa, Kinetoplastea, Trypanosomatida, Trypanosomatidae. The record is from the annotation of a GenBank genome assembly.
AUGGCUACCUUUGAGCAAGUAAAAAAUUCCAAAGUUGAGUUCGAGAAGAAUAAGAAAAUAUAUAACAAAACCCUGUUAACCUUCAAGGGCGUGGAUGGCGAGGAUGUAUACAACUGUUCUGUUCCUUUCAUAUACAAAGGCAAACGUCACCUUUUCGGCCGCGUAGAAAAGCGUGCCGAAUGGGCUAAUUCUUAUGUACGCCUGUUUGUUGAAACAGGUCGAGAUGAAUAUACACUGGUGCCCAAUCAAAUGAUUUGGCAGUUGGAGGACCCUUAUGUAUCAAACAUCAACGGUGAGAUGAUCAUGGGCGGGACCCAUGUGCGGAAAAUUGGAGGAAAGGUGUUUAAUUAUUAUUGCGACUUUUUCAGAGGAGCACCUGAGGAUUUGAACUACUAUACAUGUGGGCCGGACAAUAUGAAGGAUAUUCGCGUGGUUAUGUUGGCAAAUCGCCGAAUUGGUGUUUUCUCGCGACCAAAGACUGCAACUCAUGCAUAUAUAGGGUUUGCAAUAGUAGACAGUAUCGAGGAUCUCAAGGCGAAGACGGUGGAGGAGGCCCUACCAUUAAAUGUCAUUCAUACUGGUGCUUGGGGAGGUGUUAACCAGGCGUAUUUGUUGACUUCUGAUAAAGUCGGCUGUAUUGGACAUUACAGCUACAUUGAUCAAGACGAGAAUGGUGCACAGCUCACCAUUUACGUGAAUUAUUCCUUUGUGAUGGACCCCUAUACACGUGAGGUGGAGGAUGCUAAAAUUAUUGGAACGAAGGGAUGCUACCCCCCUUGCCCAGCGAAAACCCCUAAAUUGGUGGAUUGCGCCUUUACCUCCGGCAUCGUGAUGCUCGACAACGGCAAAUGUGAUCUCUACAGUGGCCUUGGUGAUGCUUACGUUGGGCGAAUAACAAUUGAUUAUCCAUUCGAAGGUCAUGGGAAACUUAUAGACAACCUUCGGUUUUAG